AUGGAAAGAAGACAACGCGAAAUGGAACCACUAUAUCAAUUCGGUGCGAACGUGGUACCAAUGGAAGCACCAGAACAAAGGCCCAGACAAGAGGAAAGAGAGCCGUCGCCGCAACCUGGCCCAGCUGGUAACCAACAAGUUGGCUUUAUUCUCACCUACUCGCCGUACUCGUUCGGUCCCCUGAUGGGCAGGCCAUCCGCAAAUUGGAAAGGAGAAAAUGAUGCCAGAAAGUUCCGCAAAGUGGAAAAGAUUUCGAGGAAAAGAGAAUUGAAUCUGGAGAAAAAUGACACAAUGAUGUGCUUUUUCAAAAGAAGCAAAAAAUCUGAUCAAUAUUUUCCUUUAUUUGAUCUUCCAUUGCAUAUUAUAGAGAAGAUAGUGUCAAAAUUGGCUAUCUUUGAGAUGGCUAGGUUUAAGCAGUGUUGUCGGCAAUCUAAGAAGAUCGUGGAUGGACACUGGCAACUUCAAAAGACUUUACGCAUCGGAGUUGGGGAAUUUUGUCAGCUAUUCCCGCAUAUGGACACAAAAAAGCAACAAUUCGAAAGCUUAUUCCAUAUUCGGGAUGAGCUUGGAAAAUAUAUGUCUAUGCUUCCCAAACAUCGCUUGGUAGAAGUGGAUUUUAGCGGAAUCAAACGCUUCCAUCAUGAGAUGUUAGAAAGCAUCCUGGCAAGGAAUGCAUUGGACCCAUUUGCGAUGUUUUCUGAAGUGAUCAGUAUGAAUUUCGAGCUAUGUACAGUCAGUUGCGCCGAUCUUGAAUCGUUAUCCUAUUACACACAAAAUCUGAAAUCGCUAACAAUUUCGGAUCAAUUGAUAGAUCACAAACAGGAAGGAGAAGAUGUUGAUCCAAAUCUACUACAAUGCUAUCGUACUUACCAAAGAAAGCGUCUUAUUGGACACCGCUCAAAGUUGAUCGCACAUCUUAAAACGCUUUGGCCAUCACUAGUACAACUGACAAUCACGGAUACCGAUGGUACCGUGCUACUCGACGAAUUUCCUAUAAACUCGUUCUAA
Cylicocyclus nassatus is the source of this 1008-nucleotide messenger RNA. Lineage: Eukaryota; Metazoa; Nematoda; Chromadorea; Rhabditida; Strongylidae. The record is from the annotation of a GenBank genome assembly.